Messenger RNA from Dentiscutata erythropus, 212 nucleotides. Lineage: Eukaryota; Fungi; Glomeromycota; Glomeromycetes; Diversisporales; Gigasporaceae. The record is from the annotation of a GenBank genome assembly.
GAUCUAUUAUUUAUAAAGAACUAUUGACUUAUAACCAAUCUUCAGAGUCAGCGGUUCUUAACCCACUUGAAAAUAAUUUUUCAAGCAUGCAAAUUACCCCUGAAUAUGAGAAUCGAUCUGAAGAUUCUCAAGAAACUAUAACUGAAGAUAAUACUUCAAAAGUUCCUGUAAAAAUUGUAAGAGAGACAGAUGAACGAGCAGGAUUUAAAUAG